Messenger RNA from Ceratitis capitata (Mediterranean fruit fly), 1453 nucleotides. RefSeq names its product dopamine receptor 1 (gene Dop1R1). The coding region runs from base 19 to 1404 and encodes 461 amino acids. The record is from RefSeq and is a predicted model, not a curated record. Lineage: Eukaryota; Metazoa; Arthropoda; Insecta; Diptera; Tephritidae. Gene Ontology annotation, molecular function: G protein-coupled receptor activity. The transcript is spliced from 6 exons. Gene Ontology annotation, cellular component: membrane. Gene Ontology annotation, biological process: adenylate cyclase-activating adrenergic receptor signaling pathway.
AGUAACUUUGCCAUCUUAAUGGGUCUCGGCAGUGUAGAAAGUAGUGGAGCGCCGGGAAUCGCGAGCGCGAGCGCGAGUUCGAGUGCAAACGCUGCAGAUAUCUCCUCAUCCGAUCAUUUGCCGCUUCAAUUGACCACUGCCAAAGUGGAUUUGGAUAUUGAAAUCGAUAUACAACUGCUAACGAAUGGCUACGAUGGCACAACGUUAACAUCAUAUUUUAAUGACACAUCGUGGAUAAAUCCAUCUGAAGCCGAUACGAUAGUGGGUGAGGAACCUGAUGCGGUGUCUCUUGUGUCAAUUUUAGUUGUUGGCAUUUUCCUCUCAGUGCUGAUAUUUCUAUCGGUUGCCGGUAACAUACUCGUCUGCCUCGCCAUCUAUACGGAACGCAGUUUGCGGCGUAUUGGGAAUUUAUUUCUGGCGUCAUUAGCGAUAGCGGAUUUAUUCGUCGCAUCCCUGGUGAUGACAUUCGCCGGCGUCAAUGAUCUGCUGGGUUAUUGGAUUUUCGGCGCGCAAUUUUGUGAUACUUGGGUCGCUUUUGAUGUGAUGUGCUCAACGGCGUCCAUUUUAAAUCUAUGCGCCAUCUCGAUGGACCGUUAUAUACACAUAAAAGAUCCACUCAGAUAUGGUCGUUGGGUGACACGACGUGUUGCCGUCAUUACAAUUGCUGCCAUUUGGUUGUUGGCCGCAUUUGUCUCGUUUGUGCCAAUCUCAUUGGGUCUGCAUCGACCGGAGCAACCGUUAAUCGUUGAGGAUAAUGGCAAACGGUAUCCCACAUGUGCGCUGGACUUGACGCCAACCUAUGCGGUCGUGUCGAGUUGUAUCAGUUUCUAUUUUCCAUGUUUGGUCAUGAUUGGCAUCUACUGUAGACUCUACUGCUACGCCCAGAAGCAUGUGAAGUCCAUCAAAGCGGUGACGCGACCUGGCGAAGUGGCCGAAAAGCAACGCUACAAGAGUAUACGACGCAACAAAAAUCAGCCGAAGAAGUUCAAAGUGCGCAAUCUGCAUCACAGUUCACCCUACCACGUGUCCGAUCACAAAGCAGCCGUUACAGUUGGCGUUAUCAUGGGUGUAUUCCUCAUCUGUUGGGUGCCAUUCUUUUGUGUCAAUAUUGUGGCCGCCUUCUGUAAGACCUGCAUCGGUGGUCAAACAUUCAAAAUACUCUCAUGGCUUGGUUAUUCCAAUUCCGCUUUCAAUCCCAUCAUCUAUUCCAUAUUCAAUAAGGAAUUUCGUGAUGCAUUCAAACGUAUACUCACCACACGCAAUCCGUGGUGCUGUCGACAAGAGGUGGGUAAUAUACAUCCGCGCAAUAGUGAUCGCUUUGUCACCGAUUAUGCGGCGAAAAAUGUUGUUAUGAUGAAUUCGGGUCGCUCCUCAGCCGAACUCGAACAAGUAUCUGCGAUUUGACCAAAACGCACCGCGUCGGCACUGGUCUGUUGUGUAUCCAGUUCGGAUG